AUGGCACCCAAAAAGAAAAGCCCCAAGAAGCCCAAGGUGGAUAAAGAGGCUGCAUCCAUCACCCCGGUGCUGGUGGAAGAUGCUUUGCUCAAUGUUGAACACCUCAAUCACUUGAAUAGUUUGUACGACGGUGGCUCCAACGGCUUCCACUGCACGGCCACGGAGGUUGAAGCACCAGACCAUGGAGCCAGCCUUCUGGAGGGGAUGAACCAGAUGCGCCAGAAGCGGUUCCUCUGCGAUCUCACCAUUGCCACCAAAACCAAGUCCUUCAAGGUGCACAAACUCAUCCUGGCUUCCUGCAGUGAGUACCUCCACCACCUGCUGCAGAGAGACCCUCAGCUGCAGCGGGUGGAGCUCCGCGACGUGUCCCCACUGGGCCUGACCACUGUCAUCACCUACGCCUACACGGGGAAGCUGAGCCUCUCGCUGUACACCAUCGGCAGCACCAUCGCCGCGGCCACCCAGCUGCAGGUGCCAACACUGCUGAACGUGUGCAGCAACUUCCUCAUUCGGGAGAUGGCCGUGGAGAACUGCGUGUACAUCGCCAACAUCUCGUCCACCUAUGGCCUCAACCAGGUGAAAGAUGCCACCCGGAAAUUCAUCCGGGAAAACUUCCUGGAGUUCUCCAACACCGACCAGUUCAUGAAACUCCCCUUUGAUCAGAUCAAUGAGCUGCUGAUGGAUGAUGGCCUGCAGAUACCCAGUGAGGUUGCAGCCUUCCAGAUCGCUGUCAAGUGGCUGGAGUUUGACCCAAAACGGGUUCGAUACAGUGCCGACCUCCUGAGCAACAUUCGAUUCGGCACAAUCUCAGCUCCAGACUUGGUCAACCAUGUGCAGCCUGUGCCACGCAUGAUGCAGGAUCCGCAGUGCCACAAGCUCCUCGUGGAUGCUAUGAAUUACCACCUGCUCCCCCACCAGCAAAACAGCCUUCAGUCUCGGAGAACCAGGAUUCGGGGAGGCCAAAGGGUGCUUGUCACAGUUGGGGGUCGUCCAGCUUUGACUGAGAAGGCUCUUAGCAGGGACAUCAGCUACAGGGACACAGAGGGAAACUGGAACAAGCUGACAGAGAUGCCAGCAAAAAGCUUUAACCAGUGCGUGGUGGUGAUGGAUGGAUUCAUCUACAUCGCGGGUGGUGAAGACCAAAACGAUGCCAGGAACCAGGCCAAGCAUGCCGUCAGCAGCCUGAGCAGGUACGACCCGCGCUUCAACACCUGGCUGCACCUGGCCAGCAUGCAGCACAGGAGGACGCACUUCAGCCUGAGCGCCUGCAACGGGCUCCUCUACGCUGUCGGAGGGCGCAACGCCGAGGGCGCGCUGGCAUCUGUCGAGUGCUACGUCCCCACCGCCAACAGCUGGCAGAGCAAGGCAAGCCUGGAGACACCCCGCUGCUGCCACGCCACCACUGUCAUCGGCGGAACCCCCGGCGGCUACAUCAGCCAUGCCUAUUCCCGCACCGUGUGCUGCUACGAGCCCGGCACCGACGCCUGGAGGGAGCAGGCAAGGCUCAGCACGCCCCGGGGUUGGCACUGUGCGGCCACUGUGGCCGACCGGGCCUAUGUGCUGGGUGGGAGCCAGCUGGAUCCCCAGGGCGAGCGGGUGGAUGUGAUGCCCGUGGAGUGCUACAGCCCACUCACGGGGCAGUGGAGUUACAUGGCACCCUUGCCCACGGGGGUCAGCACGGCGGGGGGGGGUCUGCUGGGGGGGGGCCCGGGGCGCCUGUGCCUGGUGGGUGGCUGGAACGAGAGUGGGAAGAGGUAUCAGAAAUGUGUGCAGUGCUACAAUCCUGACCUCAACGAGUGGGCCGAGGACGAGGACCUCCCCGAGGCCACCGUGGGUGUCUCGUGCUGCACCAUCACCCUCCCACGCUCCCUGAGCUCCAGGUCGCGGGCCAGCUCUGUGGCCUCGGCAGCAGCCAGCACGUAA
Molecule: messenger RNA, 1923 nt
Organism: Opisthocomus hoazin
Lineage: Eukaryota; Metazoa; Chordata; Aves; Opisthocomiformes; Opisthocomidae
Product: kelch-like protein 31
Cellular component (GO): nucleus
Molecular function (GO): protein binding
Source: RefSeq, a predicted model, not a curated record